AAUUCUGCAAGUGGUUCUGAUUUACUAUCGCUGUUCUCUAGCUGGUCUAAAACCGCUUUUGACCUAAAGGGACGCUUUUUGGACGCCAUGGACAUUUCUCAAUUUCCAGGCAGAAAGAACAGUCAAAAUGCAGGCAGGGCACAGGACAAAGCACUAGGGACAAAAUGUAUGUGAAAUGCUUUGAUACAUGUAUUGAGUGAAUGUCACUUUUAAAAUUUUUGAAUUUCCUGCUGGUUCCGUCCCCGUAUGUUCCGACGCUCGCAGGGACUAGAACCCAGAAGACGGAUGCUGGCCUUGGCUGGAGGAGAUGGCCGGGGAUGCUGCAGGGGGGACAU
Staurois parvus is the source of this 335-nucleotide messenger RNA. The record is from the annotation of a GenBank genome assembly. Lineage: Eukaryota; Metazoa; Chordata; Amphibia; Anura; Ranidae.